UCACCAGAGUUUACCAUCUGCAAACUACUCUGAAAUAGGCUACGAUGGACACCAGGAAACAAUUACAGGAGCUACUGUGGGAGUAUGUAGUGGACACACUCAACUACAUUCAGACAGUGUGGGACUUCUGUGACAAACAACAAGAGUGGACCCUUAAGAGAGAGGAAGAGUUGAAGAUGAUGAGAGACAUCAAGGACCGAGCAGACAAAGUCAGUCAUAAGUUUGACUAUCUAAAGCAGUCAGAUAAUAAAGCCAAGGGAUUGUGGGAGUGCCUGAAGAAUAGUGUAAAAUCUGAGUCCAUAUAUAAGGAGCUGGAGAAGGAACUGGGGGCUGUCCUGGAGAACACACUUCAGGGGCUGGAGAAACUUGACGUCUUCCUGGAUGCAGUGGAGAAUCUCGCAGUCACCUCACUGUAUGUCUUCACUGGAGAGAGCUUCUGGCCUGAGGACGAGAGUCCUGAAAGUGUGCGAUCAGUCAUCACAGCUGCAAGAAUGACCUCUCCUCUCCUCAUCAACUUUAAACGAAAUCCAGAAACCUUCUUCAUCCCUUCACUCAGUAACUUGGACGUCCUGUCCUUUCAACUAGACAAAUACAUACGAAUCACAGAACAGAUUUGUGAGAGAAUGGAGAAAAAAUGCAAGAAAGCUCAGCCUGUAGUGAAGUUCAGCUUGAACUUAAGCGAGGACUCCAUUCUAGAAAUGCUUGAUCAUUUAAAGGAGUUGUGCGAAAUCAGGAUGGACCAGCACACAAAGCGGUCUUUAAUUUUUCAGGAAAACGCUCAGUGCUUCAUUGAUUUAUUCAGUCAGUGUCACUCUAGAAUGGAGAAGCAUCUGUCAGAUCUGGAAGAGAAUGCAGUUCAGCUGGACAGGAUGAAGAAGGGGGCCAGUAUCUCCUCUGUGACUGGCAGUUCGGUUAGGAUAGUAGGGAGUGUUUUGUCCAUUGCUGGUCUUGCUCUGGGCCCCGGCACUGCAGGAGCAUCACUGGAUCUCACAGGGGUCAGUCUGGGGGUUACCAGUGAGGCCAAUAGUUUGGUCACAGGCUACACUGAAUUAGAAAUCAACCUAAGGCAUUGUACAAAUAUCAAGGAGAUUUUCAAUCAAUAUAUGGAGGAUCUGGAUAAGAUUCUAAUCUGUCUGGGUCAGGCCAGUAGACAGGAGUAUGUAGAGGGCGCUGCUGGGUUUGAUGAUAUUACAGAUGAAAAACUGGAAAUUGGAGCAUUGGUCAAUGGUAUUGCAGAUCUGGUAGACAGAGCUUCAGCUGUUAAAGUACUCAAAACGGAGGAGGUGAUUGCGGCUGCAUCCAAGGCUGGGAACCAGGGGACACAAAGUUCUGGUAGCAUUCCCAAACAGGCUGCAGACCUUCCCGACAAUGGGAAGCUGGAAAAAGGGACACCACUAGCUCUUUCAGAGUCUGAUAAAGCUAGAGCUAGAGCUAGAGCCAUCACCGCAAAGGCCCGCUCUAUUGGCUUAGAUGUCUUACUUAUUUGCAAAGAAAGCAUGAGUCUGGCCAACGGGAGCAAGAGUGAGGCCUCUCAGCUCAUCCGCUCACAAGCAGCUCUGUGGAGAUCUGAGCUGGAGGACUGGAAGAAGAUCCAUGAGUCCUUGCGCAUAGGGAUAACGAGGAUUAACAAUUCAGACACAUUUGGGGUACAAGACAAUGUGUGUACGGCCCUCUCCACGAAAGAAAGAUAUGUCUUUGUCUUUGGAGUCUGCUGGAAUGAGAUGGGAAAGAGGAACUGA
Molecule: messenger RNA, 1739 nt
Organism: Rhinichthys klamathensis goyatoka
Lineage: Eukaryota; Metazoa; Chordata; Actinopteri; Cypriniformes; Leuciscidae
Exons: 5
Coding region: 45-1739 (564 amino acids)
Biological process (GO): lipoprotein metabolic process; lipid transport
Cellular component (GO): extracellular region; membrane
Molecular function (GO): lipid binding
Source: RefSeq, a predicted model, not a curated record